This is a messenger RNA of Siniperca chuatsi (mandarin fish), 1943 nucleotides long. It is a transcript of the gene spg21, whose product is annotated as SPG21 abhydrolase domain containing, maspardin. Bases 554 to 1486 code for a protein of 310 amino acids. The record is from RefSeq and is a predicted model, not a curated record. NCBI's taxonomy places the organism in Eukaryota, Metazoa, Chordata, Actinopteri, Centrarchiformes, Sinipercidae. Gene Ontology annotation, cellular component: trans-Golgi network transport vesicle; cytosol. Gene Ontology annotation, molecular function: CD4 receptor binding. The transcript is spliced from 9 exons.
GACAGGCGGACGCUGUGGGUUAUCGGCAGGCGGACAGAGAGACAGACAGAGAGACAGACAGGCGGACGCUGUGGGUUAUCGGCAGGCGGACAGAGAGACAGAGAGACAGACAGACAGGCGGACGCUGUGGGUUAUCGGCAGGCGGACAGAGAGACAGACAGAGAGACAGACAGACAGGCGGACGCUGUGGGUUAUCGGCAGGCGGACAGAGAGACAGACAGACAGACAGACAGAGAGACAGAGAGACAGACAGACAGAGAGACAGACAGGCGGACGCUGUGGGUUAUCGGCAGGCGGACAGAGAGACAGACAGAGAGACAGACAGACAGGCGGACGCUGUGGGUUAUCGGCAGGCGGACAGAGAGACAGACAGAGAGACAGACAGACAGGCGGACGCUGUGGGUUAUCGGCAGGCGGUGGCAGGAGCUUUGCGGAAGUGUGUGAAACCGGAGUCAUAUGACCAGGCAGGCAGGCGGGCAGGCGGAGGACAAAAUGCUUCCUAGAUAUGGAUAAAAUUCCUCGGACACGGUGACUGAGAUCCACGACGAACACGAUGGAGGAGAUUAAAGUGUCCCCUGACUAUAACUGGUUCCGAAGCACAGUGCCCCUGAAGAGAAUUAUCGUUGAUGACGAUGACAGCAAGGUGUGGUCGCUGUAUGACGCCGGCCCAAAGAGCAUCAGGUGUCCCAUCAUCCUCCUCCCUCCAGUCAGUGGGACAGCUGAGGUGUUCUUCCAGCAGGUGCUGGCUCUGACAGGCUGGGGCUACAGAGUCAUCUCGCUGCAGUAUCCGGUGUACUGGGAUCUCAUGGAGUUCUGUGACGGCUUCAGGAAGCUUCUGGAUCACCUGCAGUUAGAUAAAGUCCAUCUGUUCGGGGCAUCCCUGGGUGGAUUCCUGGCUCAGAAGUUUGCAGAGUGCACACACAAGUCUCCCAGAGUGCACUCACUGAUACUGUGUAACUCAUUCAGUGAUACCUCCAUCUUUAAUCAGACGUGGACAGCAAACAGUUUCUGGUUGAUGCCAGCUUUCAUGUUGAAGAAGAUUGUUCUGGGGAACUUUGCUAAAGGACCCGUGGACUCUAAAAUGGCAGAUGCAAUCGACUUCAUGGUCGACAGGUUGGAGAGCCUGAACCAAAGUGAGUUAGCAUCGCGGCUAACACUCAACUGUCAGAACUCUUAUGUGGAGCCGCACAAAAUAAAAGAUGUUGCUGUGACCAUUAUAGAUGUGUUUGAUCAGAGCGCUCUGUCACUGGAGGCCAAGGAGGAGAUGUAUAAACUGUAUCCGAACGCGAGACGAGCUCAUCUGAAAACAGGAGGAAACUUCCCGUACCUGUGCAGGAGCGCUGAAGUCAACCUCUACAUACAGAUUCACUUGCGUCAGUUCCACGGGACGAGAUACGCUGCCAUCAGUCCUGCCAUGGUGAGCGCCGAGGAGCUGGAGGUGCAGGAGAGUCACCUGAGCAGUAACCAGGACUCUGACGACCAAUGAGACGCCGUUUACCUGCAAGCUGUUUUCCUCUGAACAUUUCCAACAGCUUCUCUCACUCUUCUCCUGAACGCAUCAUUUCACAGGAGGUUCUCCAGAUUUUCUAUGGAGCUCAACAGCCAAUCAGCGAGUCAACGGAGAAUAUUUUUAUUUCACAGAUGAAGCAAUAUUUUGAUAAAUGCUACUCGACCGCUUCGCUUUAAAAACAUACGACACCUUGCCUUAUGUGGAAUAAAUCUGACAAUUGUUGCACUCAUAAACUGCCUGAACUGUUUGCCUCAAGUGUUCAUUUCUGUGUGUAAUAUAUAUUGUGGUUAACACAGCCAGCAGUGAACUGGUUUCCUGUUAACAGAAAGAUGGACACACUUAUGGAGAGACAUAUUUCAAAGUGUUUGUGUAAUCCGAUGAAAUGAAGUUACAUUUUGUUCCAUUUGUUUUGGAAUACACUAAUUAUUUUCAA